UUGAGGUUACGAUGGAAACCACCGUUUCUAGUGGCACUUUCGGCAGGAUUUUCGUUUCAAGAGAAAGGUAUCUCUGACGAUGAGAUUAUCGCCGAAAAAUCCAUACCACUGCAUAUGGAUGAGACUGGCGAUUGGGAGAAGAAAAUUUGUAGUGAUAUUACACCGCGCGAUUUUGUGGAUACGCAAAUUGAUUUGGAGUAUCGUCAGAAAUGGGAUUCAAAUGUGCUGAAGUUGGAAUUNUUGUACGACGAUAAAGAGAGUGAUUCACAGGUGAUCAGAUGGAUACAUAAGUUCCCGUAUCCGAUGUAUCCCAGAGAGUAUAUCUAUGUGAGGAGGAGAUACGUGGACGAAGAGGAUCGCAGUGUGGUGAUAGCAAGUAGUGCCCUCGAUGAGAGUUUGCUGCCAUCGAGCAACAAUUUCGUUCGAGUGCAAACCUAUCGCUCGGUUAUGGUUGUUCGAGCACAUCACAGUUUCGACGAGAUGGGACUGGAUUAUGUGCUGACCUACUAUGAUAAUCCUGAAAGUAACAUUCCAUCGUAUGCGUACAAUUGGGUGAUCAAUCGUGGUGGACCGAUAUUCCUACAACAGGUUCAUGCAGCUGCACUGGAAUUGGGGAAAACACGUUCGGAAAGUUGUUUGGCGAACAAUUUGGCCAAGAAAAUGGAUGAAAUAGAAUCGAAGAUGAGCACUGCAAAUGAGGCGGAAUUCGUGAGUGGUGCUGUGGGUGAGGGUGAGGGUGAAACGGGGCCUGAGGCAGAGAUGAGAAAAGAAAUCGAAGAUCGUGAGAUUUUCGAUGAGCUAGCCGAGAGAGCAGGCCUACAAGGAAUGCCAGAGGGUCUGAAGACUUUACUGAAAGCAUGGCAUGAUCGAUUGACAUCAUGCGAAACACCAGAAAUGUUGUUUGACUAG
Molecule: messenger RNA, 909 nt
Organism: Anisakis simplex (herring worm)
Lineage: Eukaryota; Metazoa; Nematoda; Chromadorea; Rhabditida; Anisakidae
Source: the annotation of a GenBank genome assembly